Messenger RNA from Physcomitrium patens, 975 nucleotides. RefSeq lists its product as uncharacterized. NCBI's taxonomy places the organism in Eukaryota, Viridiplantae, Streptophyta, Bryopsida, Funariales, Funariaceae. The record is from RefSeq and is a predicted model, not a curated record.
UCUUCCUCACUGCAUCCAGCUUCCCAGUUGUCUGUGCUACCAUCUCCCAGCCUGCUCACCGUUCUCACGCUCAUCAUCCCUGCGGCCCCAAUUCAUCCCCUGCUGUGCCAACAUGGCGCUCUCCAAGCAGCUCGUGCUUGUGGCAGCCCUGGUGGUCAUGUUCAUUGGUUCUGCUCAUGCAUGGAAAAACGGGUGCGACGCCGACGUCCAUGGCGGCGACGUCAACAACUGCGGCGGCUGCAAAGUGAAGUGCUACGCCCCGCCCCACGCCACCGCCAAGUGCAACAAAGGCAAAUGCGGGUACAGCUGCCAAUUCGGGUGGGGCAACUGCGACAAGGACUGGAAGAACGGGUGCGAGAAGGACCUGAGCAAGGACGUCAACAACUGCGGCUGGUGCGGCAACAAGUGCAAGCAGCCCAAGUACCACGGCGGAGAGACCGUGUGCAGAGGUGGCAAGUGCGUGGAGCAGUGCAUGAAGGGGAUGAAGUGGAACGACAAGAUGAAGUGCUGCGUUUAGGCGACAUCUCGGCCCAGCUCCAACGCACCAUCUAUCCGGCCGAGUUGUUGCGGUAAUCACCGUCAGAAGGAGGAGAUUGGUCCGAUGUGCUGCAGAGAGCGCGGCGGAGGUGGGGCGCGGUGAAGAUGCGGAGAUGGUCUAGUUGUGAUAUAUCUAGAGAUCUAGUUGUGGUGUGAUCCAAUAAGACUUGUGUUGAGCGUAUCACCUCGAUACCUGCACGGCAAGCUGCUGGCUGAAGCCUGGGCUGCCCUCUAGAGUAGAGUAGAGUAGAAUGUGGUGUGGACCGGAGCUGCUGGAGGUGGGUUCUUCCUGUUCACGUUCGCGAUGGUGUUUUGGGUCUGCGGCGGGAGGAGGGCGUGAAGCCUACCCCAGCAGAAGAGGGGAUUGCGUGCAAGUGUGAUGAGUCCCAGAAAUAAACUCACGAUUUGGGCCACGAUGAAGGUCCGCGUUGGUGGCUA